CUCUGCCGCUUCCUACUGCCUUCACUCCUUAAUCUGGAUGGGAAGUUGGGGGAAAUGGACAGGGUCGUGAUGGCUUGGGUUGCUCUCCUCUGGCUAACAGCCGUGGCUGAAGGCCUCCAGGUUACAGUGCCCGACAAGAAGAAGGUGGCUAUGCUCUUCCAGCCCACCGUGCUCCACUGCCACUUCUCCACGUCCUCCCAUCAGCCGGCAGUCGUCCAGUGGAAGUUCAAGUCCUAUUGCCAGGAUCGCAUGGGGGAAUCCCUGGGCAUGUCAUCACCACGGACCCAGUCUCUCAGUAAAAGAAACCUGGAAUGGGACCCUUACUUGGAUUGCUUAGACAGCAGGAGGACUGUUCGAGUGGUAGCUUCUAAACAGGGCUCGACUGUGACCCUGGGAGAUUUCUACAGGGGCAGAGAGAUCACGAUUGUCCAUGAUGCAGAUCUUCAAAUUGGAAAACUCAUGUGGGGAGACAGCGGUCUGUAUUACUGUAUCAUCACCACCCCUGAUGACCUGGAGGGCAAGAAUGAGGAUUCCGUGGAAGUACUGGUGCUAGGCAGAACAGGGCUGCUUGCUGAUCUCUUGCCCAGUUUUGCUGUGGAGAUUAUGCCAGAGUGGGUGUUUGUUGGUCUGGUGAUCCUGGGAGUCUUCCUCUUCUUCGUCUUGGUGGGGAUCUGCUGGUGCCAGUGCUGCCCUCAUAGCUGCUGUUGCUACAUCCGCUGCCCGUGUUGCCCAGACUCCUGCUGCUGCCCUCAGGCCUUGUAUGAAGCAGGGAAAGCAGCAAAGGCCGGGUACCCUCCCUCUGUCUCCGGUGUCCCUGGCCCUUACUCCAUCCCCUCUGUCCCCUUGGGAGGAGCCCCCUCAUCUGGCAUGCUGAUGGACAAGCCGCAUCCACCUCCCCUGGCACCAAGUGACUCCACUGGAGGAAGCCACAGUGUUCGCAAAGGUUACCGGAUCCAAGCUGAUAAAGAGAGAGACUCCAUGAAGGUCUUAUACUAUGUCGAGAAGGAGCUGGCUCAGUUUGAUCCAGCCAGAAGGAUGAGAAGCAGAUAUAACAAUACCAUCUCGGAACUCAGCUCUCUGCAUGAGGAGGACAGCAGUUUCCGCCAAUCUUACCAUCAGAUGCGGAACAAGCAGUUCCCUGUGUCUGGGGACUUGGAGAGCAAUCCUGACUACUGGUCAGGUGUCAUGGGAGGCAGCAGUGGGGCCAACCGGGGGCCAUCGGCCAUGGAGUAUAACAAAGAGGAUCGGGAGAGCUUCAGGCACAGCCAGCAGCGCUCUAAAUCGGAGAUGCUGUCCCGGAAGAACUUCGCCGCUGGGGUGCCGGCCGUCUCCAUGGACGAGCUCACGGCCUUUGCCGACUCCUACGGCCCGCGGUCCCGCAGGGCGGACGGCAACAAACAGGAGCCCCGAGGCGGGAGCCGCUUCGAGCGCCCGGAGGCGCGGGCGCGCGGGGGCCUCUACCAGGACGGCUCGCGGGAGGAGUACUACGGGCCGCGCAGCCGCAGCCGGGAGCCCCUGACCGACGCGGACGGCGGCUGGGCCCACAGCCCCCCGCGCCGGCGGCCGCCGGACGACGCGCACUUGCCGCGCCUGGUGAGCCGCACGCCGGGCACCGCGCCCAAGUACGACCACUCGUUCCGCGGAUCCGGGCUGGAGCGGCAGGUGCGGCCGGAGGGCGCCAGCCGCGGCGGCAGCCUCGAGACGCCGUCGAAGCUGAGCUCACAGCUCGGCCCGCGCAGCGCCUCCUACUACGCCUGGUCGCCGCCGGCCGCCUACGAGGCGGGCGCGCCUCCGGGCGACGAGGAGGAGGAGGACACGCCCGACGACACGUUGCCUCCCUACAGCGAGCUCGAGCUCAGCCGGGGCCCGGCCUACCGCGGCCGCGACCUGCCCUACCACAGCAGCUCGGAGAAGAGGAAGAAGGAGACACCCGCCAAGAAGACGAGUGACUUUCCCACCAGGAUGUCCCUUGUGGUCUGAUGUUUGUUUUCAAGACAACUCUCUGAAUGACUAGGAAUUGGCAACAAAACACGGGAACAAGACACAAAUCCAAGAGCCAGCA
Messenger RNA from Budorcas taxicolor (takin), 2062 nucleotides. It is a transcript of the gene ILDR2, whose product is annotated as immunoglobulin like domain containing receptor 2. Bases 55 to 1980 code for a protein of 641 amino acids. Gene Ontology annotation, biological process: pancreas development. Gene Ontology annotation, cellular component: membrane. Lineage: Eukaryota; Metazoa; Chordata; Mammalia; Artiodactyla; Bovidae. The transcript has 10 exons. The record is from RefSeq and is a predicted model, not a curated record.